AUGGCGCCCAAAGACAAAGAGCGACUCGAUGGCCCAGGGAAAGGUCGUGGUCGCGGGCGAGGCAAAGGUGGGCGCGGAGCACCGGUUGGUGUGGCUUCAGAUACUGCAAAGAGGCUCCAGGAGCUCGAUGGUGGCUCCGUUGAAGCCGAGUCCAAUUUCGAGAUUCUUCGGGCACAACGGGCGCAAGCUCGAAAGGGGGUCAAGCAGUUCAAGGACAUUCGCGAAAACGAGGGUGUGGAUGAAGACGAUCCACUCAAUAGCAUCGAUGAUGGUAUCCGCCUCGAGCCCUUCAACAUGCGGCGAGAGAUGAGGGAGGGACACUUUGAUGAGAGCGGCUUCUACGUACUCAACAAGGACGAGGAGAAAAAGGUGACGGAUGCAUGGUUGGACACAGUCGACCAGGCAGAACGGACAGCCACCUUCAGAGCAGCAGACAAGCAGAACAAGGCUCUGGAUACAGCAGCAAAUCGUUUGUCGGCAAUGGCCAAAAACCUGGGUCCCGACUCUGAAGGUGAGGAGGAGGACGAUGAAGAUAAAGAUGAUGGAGAGGGAGCAGAGAAGAAGGAGGCAGCGGAAGACUCCAAAAAGACGGCCGAGGAGGAAGCCCAAGAGGACGAGAAAGAUGAAGCCACGAUCAUAGACAUGUUGGAGGAACUGGUUGCUUCCCUCGAGCCCCUGGAGAGUCCUGCCAUGGCGCUGGCGCGUGUGCGCCGCGGUGAGGCAAGGGGGAAGGAGCCGGUGCUCAAGACUCGUGCGCGCAUGCGCAAGGCACGCGCGGAGGCAACCCAGGCGGCCACCCUUUCUUCGAAGGAUGGCGACGCGCGACCCAAGCGAAAAAAGUUCAACGAGUGGGGCUACGAGGAGCCCAGCUCGAUGGACGCGCCGGUGGCACCGGAGGCACAAACUGAGCAGGCCAUUAUGCUCUUAGAGGAGCAAACCGCGUUUGACAGGUCAUCGGCUAAUUUAAAUUCAUCCACAGCGCACAGCGCGCCUGAUUCCAGCAAUGCGAUCGGACACCUCUACCAUGACCCCUGA
Molecule: messenger RNA, 1035 nt
Organism: Symbiodinium sp. CCMP2592
Lineage: Eukaryota; Dinophyceae; Suessiales; Symbiodiniaceae
Source: the annotation of a GenBank genome assembly